AUGUUCCAGUCGAAGCGGAGUCCUCAACCACUCGCCAAGGCGUUCCCACAACGGAAUAUGUCGACGACGUCGAGUACUUCGAGCAAUUCCCCACGCCAUCGCUCUCUCGAAACCCCUAUCGUCCUCCAACCAGCCACCCGCUUUGCGUUAGCCAACCUCGCCACUACAGUACUCCGUUUAGAUUUCUGGGAUGACAAUGACCCGAAUUCUAUAUUCUUCUGCAAGUCUACCUUCAACAUUGUCACUCAAUGUCUUGAUCUACCGGAUAAAGUGGUGAAAACAAUGAAGACUCACUUGGAGGGGGAAGAGGAGUUGACGGAUAUUGCACCGAUGAUACUGUCAGUCAGGGAAGAUCCAAUUUAUAAGACAGAAGGAUCCACACCGUUCUUGGCUAGCUUAUUGAUCGCGUUUGUUACACAAGGUAACUACGACAGUCGUUACCGAGUACUCCUCCGCCACCUCACCACCCUCCUCGGUGUGGUAUGGACCGAGUUUGAGGAGGUCGAAGACUCCCUAGCGAACACUUUACUGGACGAGCAGUUUGUGGAGUCUGAACAAAGCCGUGUAGUCCGCGAGAAGACCGCCCGUAACAAGAAGAUCAAACGCUACCUGAUGAUCGGAGCAGCUGGUGGAGUUGGCGGAGUCCUUAUCGGGCUCACCGGAGGCCUCGCGGCUCCCCUCGUCGCAGCAUCAGCUGGAAUGCUCAUAGGUGGAGGGACCGCCGUCGCUGGCCUAGCAACUACCGCUGGAGCAGCAGUCCUAGGCACCACAAUGGGCGUGGCCGGUGCUGGAUUCACCGGAUACAAAAUGAAGAAACGAGUCGGGGCUAUCGAGGAGUUCACUGUGGAGACACUCUGUGAUGGUGUCAGUUUAAGUUGUACUUUGGUGGUUAGUGGAUGGAUUGAGAGUGAUACGAGUCCGGAACAAGCGUUCGUGCAUCAAUGGAGACAUUUGAGACAUACAAAGGAGCAGUACACGUUGAGGUGA
This is a messenger RNA of Caenorhabditis remanei, 987 nucleotides long. RefSeq lists its product as uncharacterized. The coding region runs from base 1 to 987 and encodes 328 amino acids. The transcript is spliced from 5 exons. The record is from RefSeq and is a predicted model, not a curated record. Lineage: Eukaryota; Metazoa; Nematoda; Chromadorea; Rhabditida; Rhabditidae.